AUCUUCGUUUGACAUAUAAUAUUCGCCGGGAGACUAAUUCGACUGGCUGCGAGGUUGUCCGCUUUCUCGCGAGGACGCUGAACAAGAUGAGCUACCCAUACUUCUCCAGUUAUAGUGAAGCCUGCGGCGGGUACACCUGCGAGUGGCCAGGCAGCGGUGCCAUCCCGCCUCCGCGCGCCUUCCAGCACCCGGUGCGUCCUGAUGUGUGGGCACCGACAUCCUCGUUCCAGCUCCUCACGGUGGCGUCAGCCUACUGCUUUGAGGUGGACAAGGUCUUGGUGAAGGGGUUUCCCGCCACCGCCGAGUGGGCCAAAGCCAAGGAGCACGUCCGGCAGUGCGCCAGCGCCCUCAUCGCUGACGCCGACCUGCCCGCCGUCCUGGCGCCAGAUGGGGACCUGCCAACCAGAACGGCGCGCAUCGUGUGGACCACCUUCACCUUCUGCUACUUCUUUGGAACCAAGCGGAUGGUGCCGCAGCCCCAAGUGAAGACCGGUGUUCCCCGGCAGGAUGGCACCGCAGGAGGCCGGCGGGCAACCACGCCAGCCGCUGUGCCGCCGCUGCUUCAGGAGGCGGCGGACUGCCUGGGCCGGAUGGUGGGCACGGACGGCUGGUGCCGCAGGGGCCACGUGUCAAAAGCCAUCCAGGAGUGGGUGAGCAGCACCCGCAAGUGGCUGGACGGCAGCUUCGGGCAGCAGGGCUGGACUACUUGGCAAGCGGUCGCGGUGCAUUGCGCCGCCGCCAGCAGCGCGCCCGUGAGCGGGACCAACGUGAGUGCCAUUCGCAUGCUUUCAGCCAAGUCAAACGAGCCCAAGUCCGGCACCAGCAAGGACUCGGAGCCACAGAAGGUGCCUGACUUCUUCCCCUUCUACCCAUUGUGCGUUGCGGGCGGCUACAACGAGAACCGGCCCAAGUGCUCCCUGCUGGGGCAAGAGGAGUUCCGCGACGUGCCUGGCGGCGCCUGCGGGCUCCCGCCCGGGUUCACCAAGGCGAACAAUUGCGCGCUGGGAUAUCUGGUGGUAUCAGAUGUGUUCGCCGCCCUCACACAGGCCUGCAAGUCCAUGCACAAGGCGCCGGGGGCCACCAAAGCCGCCAUGGCGGGCUUCCUAAAGGAGCACGUGCUGCAGCACAAGACCGGCGCCACAGGCCGCCCUCCGGUCCCGGCCGAGCACCUGGCGUCCGGCUACCCGCAGCUGCUGGCCAGCUGCGUGGAGGGCUGGGAGCGCGCACUGGCGCACGUGCACGGCGUGUGGUUGCCGGCGGUAAUGGAGGCGUACGGCGAGACGUUUAUGGGUGCGAACUGGGCGGAGAAGGCGGGCGGCGUUGCUGUGAUCCAGGAUGCGCUGCAGCUCGGCCCCGGGCCGCUGUCGGGCCCAUCAGAUGGGUUGCAGGAGGUUCUGAACAAGCUGCAGAAGCCGCAACUGGCCCUGACACGCAUCAUCCCCAUGGCGAAGUGGCAGAGCAUGGCUGUUAAGGGCCAGCGCCGGGCGGCGAGGGGGCAGCCGGAUAAGGAGGAGGAGGAGGAGGAGGAGGAGGAGGAGGAGGAGGAGGACGAGGAGGAGGAGGAGGAGGAGAUGGAGGAGAAGGAGGAGGAGGAGAUGGAGGAGGAGGAGGAGGAGGAGGAGGCGGGCCAGGCUGGCGGGCAAACGGAGCAAGAGGAGGCAUGCGGUACCCAACAGCUUGGCGCUGCUGGAGACCGGGUUGCGCGCGAGGCGGCCCAGGCGCUCGCGCUGAUGCAGCGGCUGAUGCCGCUGCUGGAGGGCCUGCGGCAGGCACCGACCGGAAAGGGCGCGGGGCGGUCUUCAGGUGUGGGGCGCGGCAGCGCCGCCACAUGGGAGCGGCUGGCGGCGGUGAGCCACGCCCUGCAGCAGCUAGAGCAGAGCUUGAGCAGUUGAGAGGCGUUGCACGAGCGAGAGAGGUGAUACAGUACGAGCAAUGUUGGGUUUCUCGGCGUUGCUGAGCAGCAGGGUGCAUGUGUUGCAGGCUUCUCAGACAAUGGCAUUGUCGGUGUUUAGAGCAGUCCAGGCUGAAGGAAGACACUAACUAG
Chlamydomonas reinhardtii is the source of this 2044-nucleotide messenger RNA. RefSeq lists its product as uncharacterized. The record is from RefSeq and is a predicted model, not a curated record. Lineage: Eukaryota; Viridiplantae; Chlorophyta; Chlorophyceae; Chlamydomonadales; Chlamydomonadaceae. The coding region runs from base 87 to 1892 and encodes 601 amino acids. The transcript is spliced from 5 exons.